AUGGGCAACUGGCACACUUGCUGUCUGAAGCCCAGUGACAAGGGCAGCGACAGCCUCAGUUCCAGCCCCAGCCCUAUCCCCAUACCCGGACCCAGACCCACCCCCGUAUCCAGCUCCGAGCUGGAUGGGGUUCCCCCAGGACCCAGACCUACCCCCGUACCCAGCUCUGAGCUGGAUGGGGCUCCAGGACCCAGACCCACCCCCGGACCCAGCUCCGAGCUGGAUGGGGGCUCCAGGCACGUUAAGUCAAAGUGUAAGUCUAAGGUUCAUGAAGAGGCUGCCGAGGACACAGGGACAGUAGAAACAGUGCCGGCUACCCCGAAGUCUAAGAGGUUGAAUUCCUUAGCCCUCAAGGGCUAUCACCGGAAGAACAUCAGCGCCCCAGAGAUGGCCCAAGAACAAGACGAGAAGAACAAUGAUGAAUUUCCAGGGCGCCUUACUAAGCGCUAUGGGUCUUGCCCCACGGUGUUUCUCUAUGAUGACACUGUGAGCCAGCCGAAUUUCAGCACCAUCAUCCAAGCCGUGUCUAUGGCCAUAUAUAACAACAUCAAGUACAGAAUUGGAAAUAAAACCACCGCUAUUUUCGAUGAGAGAAAGCACCCCUUCAGAGUACUUACACUGAGUGUUCAGAUUAUUAUGACCACCUGA
This is a messenger RNA of Myotis davidii, 648 nucleotides long. Its product is annotated as cyclin-Y-like protein 1. Gene Ontology annotation, cellular component: plasma membrane. Gene Ontology annotation, molecular function: cyclin-dependent protein serine/threonine kinase activator activity. Bases 1 to 648 code for a protein of 215 amino acids. Gene Ontology annotation, biological process: regulation of protein kinase activity; regulation of canonical Wnt signaling pathway. NCBI's taxonomy places the organism in Eukaryota, Metazoa, Chordata, Mammalia, Chiroptera, Vespertilionidae. The transcript is spliced from 6 exons. The record is from RefSeq and is a predicted model, not a curated record.